UUCAACAAGGACUGACCCAGUCAACUACUCCUAAGGGGCUUGUUCCUCAGGACAGUCGGGCCUGGGAACUCCACAGCAGCUAAAAGUAUCAAGCUGGCCAUAUCUUCCACAAAGGGAAGACCCCCAGGAGCUCCGUGUACAGUCAAAGAUGCCCGUCCCAAGGAUGACGUCAGCAUUGAACUCGAGGUAAACGCCAGCGCGGGUUCAGGCAUCGAAUUGGGGGAGUGUUCGUUGAUUAGGACAAGUGGCGAAAGCCACGACACAUCUGGGACAUCUCAGUCUAAUGGAAUUGUUUGUGAUGAUGUUGUCUCAGAUUCCUCAAUAAACCAGGGAGAAGUCGGGAUCGGUGUGAAGACGCUGCUUUCUCCGCAGCCCAAAGUGCAAGGUCCCUCUAGGCAGAAUGAGAAAAAGACGAUGAGGAGAAAGCGAGCUCCUAACCUGCACAAUCUGAUCAAGAGGCUGACAUCCCCCAGCAAGGCAGUUGCUGCCACUCCUUCUAAAAAGCACACAGGGAGUUGUGUUAAUGAUGUAUCCGAAGUGAUGCAUGAGGAGGAGAUGGACAGUGAUAGAGAAAGUGUUUUGGACAAUACUCCCAGGAACUCACAAGGGGAAAUGGAUCAUGAAUGGCAAGACUCCUGUGAUGUAGAUACGUCUGAGCUGGAACCAGUUACUUACUCGGGAGCUACGAAGAGGACAAGGCAAACGAGGUCAAGUUCUCAGCUGGAUGUAGACCCAGUGUCAAUCAUGUCCCCAAAAGAUACGCCGAUCCCCAGCGGCUCAGGCAGUAAGAGGAAAUGUGUGCCACAGCGGCGACUUUUGCAUGACCUCCGUCUGGCCACCAACCGAGAUCUCGCCAGCCGUUCUCCUGGGGCAUCGGAACAGAACAUGGAGUACCGAAUGAGACCUGUCGACCUCCAUCCUGGCGACAAGAAGUCUGCAAAAUCUGACGACGAAUGCCCGGAGCAUGAGGACACUCCCCAAACUGGCCUGGAAUGUUAUACCGCCCCAUCAGGGGGACCUGCAAGCCGCGAAGCUGCAUUUGCCGAAGAGACCCCGGUCAAUCAAAGAGCUGUCGGGAAGACCAGAUCCAAGGGAAGAAGGCCGGAUAUCGGUGGAGUGAUCAAGAGCUUACAGGCAGGGCAGGAGCUGGGUGUAGACACCCCAAGAUCAGAAGUACCAUACACUGAAAUCACGCUCACUAGCACCCUGAAGGAGGAUGAGACCAAACAACACAAGGCUUCUUCGUCACCAGUGGGUGGACCAGACGAGAAUGUCGAUUGUAAGGGGGCAGAUGAUAAGGAAGACAAGAUUGAGGGAGAGGAAGGAAGAGCCGAGAAUGAAGACAUGAGGGAGGAAACCAAAGACACUGCAACAUCCAGAGACUCGGCUGAAACGGAGUAUAAAGUCAAGAGGUCAACACGUGGACAGACGGAGAGACUGACCAACAAGCAGCCAGUACUAAGGGGACAGCGGGACAAACAUGAAUACAAAGAGAUGACUCAACCUGAAACGCUGCAAGCUCCAAAGAAACCAGAGACAAUAAUCAAUAGAUGGAUCAUCAAGCCUGUCCCUUCUUGUAAGGGAGUGUGUGUAGAGGGCCACAGGAUCGGUGAUAAAGAGGACCAGUUUUGGCACAGCACAUCCAUCAUGGUGCGUAUCACCCCGCGUCUGCUGGCCACCAAGUCUGGCGCCCUCUACCGCUUGGCUGGUAAAAUGGACCGCGCACUGACAAUGGAGCAAGGCUUCUCAGAAUCAUUAGUACGCAGUUUCCAGAAAGGGUUUCCCGCCAAUUGGAGAGAGUUGCUGUACAACCACUACUUGAACGAAGAAAAGAAGAAAGAACAGCAGAAAUGGAGCAGUUCUUUGGUGGAGAAGGAGCCACUCGGAGUGACUCCAGGACCAAGGCGGUCUGAUGUCACCGUCCCCGAUUCCCUACAGAAAGGAAAGAAAAAGAACCCGAUAGAAGUCACCCCUCAGAACCUCCGCGUGAAGGACCUCCGACGCUCCAGCAGCGGCCGGCUGAUCAAGCCUCCCCUGGCCUACUGGACUGGGCAGCGCGUCCGCCACAACACCUCGCUGGACGUCGUGGAGAUCCUCCUGGGCAGCGAGGACUGCACCUCCUCCUCCAUCAACCAGAUCAGCCUGCAGGACUCCCUGGAGCUGGGGCCCAGAGAAAAGAGAGCAAUCAAACGCUCUGCCAACACCAGUAAGCUUCAUGCAUCGUCAGCGGGAAGGAAGCACAGACGGCAGUUGAAAACUGAGCACAGUGGUGCCGACGAGGAAGGCUCAUCUUGUCUGGAUCCAGAGGCCAAGACAAGCAAAGGAGACGGUGAAUAUGGCCAUGGUGCCAAAUUGCCAGCAUCAGAGAGGAAAAGUAAACACAGUCCUCGAGGAACUGGGCCCAAACGAGGAGACAGGAGGAGGAUUGUCCAGUUGAAGGGUACAAUCACUGAUUCUUCCGACAACAUGGAAGUCCCAGCCUCCAAGAGACACGAUGACGAAGACCCUCUAGUGCUGAAGUCAAGGAGAAAGUCCAGAUACCCACGCAAGAAUCUAAAGAAUAGAUGGCGGGAAGAACUGCAAGGAUCUGCGGAAAGCUGCAGCUUAGAUUAUCCUGUUGCAGAUGUAGAGACCGACAACACAGCUUCAACAAGCUCUGUGAAGCCACUUGAAGAUCCUGAAAUUAAUGAGGUGAAGCACAAAAAGAAUGAGAGGGUGAAGAUUCAGUUGUCAAGUCAGCGGCAAGGGAGUAGGCAGCCUCCCCCUCCGAAAAAAGAAAGAGCCAGAAGGGACAAAGGGAGGGUAUCAUCUCAACCUCAGCCCAGAGCAUGCAUUUCACCCCUUUAUUAUCAAUUCAGCCCACCAUCAGAGGUAGAAAGUUCUCACCCUGCGAGCCAACCUGCUCUUGGUAAAACUCCCACCAGCAGAUGGAAGAACAUUGGUGAUGCAAGCAGUAGCAUUGUUGGCUGCGCCUCUGACUUGGAGAAAAACAGUGAGAGCCGCGGGAGGAAAGUCACAAAUGAAGAGGGAGAGAAAAUGAAGUUGUCUAGGGGAGAUGGGUCCGGAGAGUCGCUUGGAUCGUUGAACCUUCAAGAGGAGAUCCUGGCCGUCGUUGAGAAGCACAAACAAGGCAGGAUCGCUCGGAUGAGAGAGCGGAGCUCUAAGAUCAGAGCACCAUCCACUAGGGACCAGUCCAGUGUCGGGAAGUUACCAAGCGCUUCGGACGUCUAUGAGCUGAGCGACGAUGAGGAGGAUGAACCUAUAAAGCCGAAGAGAGUUCCUUACGUUCCCCACGGUGCGUCCACCAACACUACUACGGGAGAGUCGGUCAGCAACUGGAGUGAGGAAGGAGAUAAGAGUGUCAACAUGACAUGGGUGACCAGAGCCAAACCAUACAGGCGGAUCUAUGGGACCCUGGAAGAUCCCCAAUAUCGAACUGAUGAAACCUCCACAGAAACCACCACCAUUACCACAACCACCACUGGUGAAACAGACGACAGCAUCGUCAAUCCUUUAAACUCUGACAGAGAAACAACCACUACCAAGAGUAGUUGCGACGAGGAAGCCUUGAUGUUGCAAACAAGAGGCCAGAAGAAAAUGCUCAGUACUCGUCAGAAAGGGACAAGGGCAAGAAUGGUCAGCAGGCCAGUCCUAGACCAGACGUCGGAGGAUGAGCAAGACCAGCUCUCCCAGAAGCCUUUCACUUCGAGGAGCCUGAAGAGAACAAAGCAAAAAUGCACCCCUCCAGAGACCUCAUCUGAAGACACGGACAACACGCUCGAAGGGCAAGACGCAGCAAUCUCCCCGAGGCAGCAGGCUGCAUCUGAAGACACAGAUGAGACAGUCAAAGUCCUGGAUGGACCCAUGCAGAGAGGCCGAAGCAAGAAAGCCAUCGUCAUCCAGAGGCAUCAGCCCAGGCGGAACUGCAAGAAGAGUGGAAGUGAGUCGGACUCACAUCAACCUGUCAAAGAAGCCCGGAAACCUGCAGCCCAAAGCAGAAAAAAGCCAGCACCUUCCCGGAGAAAAGGUCUUCUUGAACAAAGCCUGGAGGAGACAACUUCUGAAUGUGAAAGAUGGAUUCCAGGCCAAAAUGGAAAAGGCAAGGUGGGCUCUGACACAACAUCAAGAGAUGCUCAUGGGACACGAAGGGGGGCCCCAAGAAGGUUGGAUGUAGAGGCAGAGCCAGUCAGAGGAACAUCCAGGAUUGAAGCGGAUGGAAAGUCAGAGUUUGAGAAUAAGAUGGGCGUGCAUCAGAAAGACGAACCAGCUCAUCCUCGAAGCGCCAUCGAAUCUAGUGCAACAAAGCAUUCCAAACAACAGUCCAAACAGCAGGCGAACCAUGCACAGGCCGCCAUCGUGCUAACAGCCAAGGUUGGUACUAUGAAGCGUAAACGACAGCUACGGGACCUCGUGGAGCAGCACAAUCGGGGAUAUGAAGAUGACAUCUUUGACUCCACCCCUUUCAAGAAGCAGAAGAAGCUGAAGAUACCUCUUGGCGAGUGGGACACCGAAGAAGACAGCCACGAGGGCAGUGUCGGCAAGACACCUGGCUCGGCUCGGUUCAAGACACCCAGCCUACGCUAUCAAGGGGUGCUGCCCCUGUCCGACAAGAAGACGCCCUACUCCAACCUCAUCAGCCCUGGUCUGCUGCCCUCAGUUGACAGGAAGCACGUUGAUCAGUAUAUAUAUGGUCUCCAAAAAAAGAAGAAGGGUCAUGGGCUAGUGCAAAGGCCCUACACAACGAAGAAGCCCACUGGCGUCUCCGGGAGUAAAGGCAAACCUGGCAGGACAUCAUUUACUCGAGCCCUGGCAGACAAGGCGGGGGACAUGUUUGACGUCACUCCCGUGUCUGAUUCGGAUCCAGAUGAAGAUCACGAUUACUAUUGGUCGGACGAAGAACAUUGAAGAUUAAUGAGCUCAUUGUGAACUGCUGUUUCCAGAUUUGGAAAACUGCUCCAGUGAAGUUUGGAUUUCUCGCUGAGAUUUGGAUCUCCAUUUUUCUGAAAAAACAUACAAAGUUCAGGAAAACUUUCAGUCACCAGCUUUGCAGUGUGUUAAUUGACAGGGUUCCCCUGGCCUGCAAAAGUCAUGGAAAUUUGUUUUCGUUUUCCAGGCCUGGAAAAGUCAUGGAAUUUUUCAAACAUAAUGUGUGAUUU
Acanthaster planci (crown-of-thorns starfish) is the source of this 5156-nucleotide messenger RNA. RefSeq lists its product as uncharacterized. Gene Ontology annotation, cellular component: chromosome, centromeric region. The record is from RefSeq and is a predicted model, not a curated record. Lineage: Eukaryota; Metazoa; Echinodermata; Asteroidea; Valvatida; Acanthasteridae.